Messenger RNA from Miscanthus lutarioriparius, 1557 nucleotides. Lineage: Eukaryota; Viridiplantae; Streptophyta; Magnoliopsida; Poales; Poaceae. The record is from the annotation of a GenBank genome assembly.
AUGCGUCCCCAAUUCCACGCCGCCAUCGCCUCCGCCAACGCCGCCAUCCCACACGCAUCCCAGCGUCGCGUCCCCAAGACAACAGAGCGUGGCGGCGGUGGGAUAAAACAGCACUUUGCGUUUGCACUACAGGCUAUUUUCCUGAAUGUCUCCAGUGGCUUCAAGUUGAUGGAGAUGGAAGGAGAUCUGACCAUAGAUAGUAUUCUUGUGCUUACAUUGAGUUUACAAGUCCAACAAUCCUUGAAAAUUGGGUUGCCUUAUUACAUGUUACCAAAAGUGAAUGAUCUCUUAGAAAAGAUAGGGCAUGCUGGAAGUAAUGGCCUUCAUGGUUAUCCCUUCAGUGGCUUCAUUCGGUUAUGGAAUACAUUAUCUGUGACAACAGUUCAAAAUGGCGGCCAUACUGGAAGCACACUGCUUCCCUUGGCCUUCGCGGCCGUCAUCAUCCUGCUCGCCGCCGCACCUUCCGACAGGCCACCCAAGGCCCAGGGGCCGAAAGACCCGCAGCCACCGCGGAACGACAAGCCCAAGCCAAUGAAGGUCAAGUGCAACGACCGCAAGCUCUACCCUUACUGCUCCGGCAAGCGGAUGGAGUGCCCCGCCGCGUGUUCCCAGUCAUGCUACGCCGACUGCAACUCCUGCAAACCCGUCUGCGUGUGCAGCGUUCCGGGGGCGUGCGGCGACCCGCGCUUCAUCGGCGGCGACGGCAACGCCUUCUACUUCCACGGCCGCAGGGACGCCGACUUCUGCGUCCUCUCCGACCGCGACCUCCACAUCAACGCCCACUUCAUCGGCAAGCGCGGCGCCGACGGCAUGUCCCGGGACUUCACCUGGAUCCAGGCCAUCGCCGUCCUCUUCGACGGCGGCCACCGCCUCUACGUCGGCGCCCGGAAGACCGCCGCCUGGGACGACGACGUCGACCGCAUGGAGCUCGCCCUCGACGGCGAGCCCGUGCGCAUCCCUCAUGAGACCGACGCCACGUGGACGUCCACCGCCGUGCCGGCACUGUCCGUCACCCGCACUAAGGCGGCCAACGGCGUGCUCGUCGCGCUCGACGGCAGGUUCAAGAUCAGGGCGAACGCCGUGCCCAUCACCGAGGAGGAGUCGAGGGUGCACCGGUACGGCGUGACCGCCGACGACUGCCUCGCGCACCUUGACCUGGCCUUCAAGUUCGACACGCUCACUGGCGACGUGCACGGCGUUGUCGGCCAGACCUACCGCUCCGACUACGUGAACGGGCUCGACGUCAAGGCCUCCAUGCCCACCAUAGGAGGGGAGAGCAACUUCACCACGUCCGCCUCUUCGCCGCCGACUGCGCCGUCGCGCGUUACGCACCUGCUUGUCACCAUGACGAUGAUGCUGGUUUUGCAAUGGUGUGAGAUCGAGCUCGCUGGCCUUACCUGUGCCAGCGGCAUGAGUGGCCAAGGCGCGCGUGGUGUGCCAGAAGUAAUUGAAGUGUACUUGUGCUUAUACUAUAUACUGCAAGCCCGAGAGGCCGGUGGGUAUACUAUGAUGUUGUUGUCAGAGUUGUACCAAGCAUGCAUGUUUGCAUGGUCAUGA